Messenger RNA from Lachancea mirantina, 717 nucleotides. Lineage: Eukaryota; Fungi; Ascomycota; Saccharomycetes; Saccharomycetales; Saccharomycetaceae. The record is from the annotation of a GenBank genome assembly.
AUGCAAACAUUCAUGAGAAUCUCCGCUCGCCCUUUUCCUCGUGCAGGUUUUGCGGCUUUGAAAAUGCCUUCGCGUAUUGGUUUGAGACCAUUGAAACCAAGAACAAACCUGAGAUUCUACUCUGAGCCAGCUGCUGCCAAAGGGGAUUCCACCAAGUCUGGUUCCGCUGAAACAGAGCAAAAAUUAGAAAACACUGCUGGUACUCAAGAAAAUGCGUCAACUAGCGAAGUUGCGGAUUUGAAAACCCAACUAGCUGCCAAGGACAAAGAAGUUGCCGAAUAUAAAGACCGCCUUUUAAGGUCGGUGGCGGAUUUCAGAAACCUACAGGAAGUGACAAGAAAGGACGUUCAAAAGGCCAAAGAUUUUGCGUUGCAAAAAUUCGCCAAAGAUCUUUUGGACUCUGUGGACAAUUUUGAGCGUGCACUGGGAGCAUUCAAAGACGAAACCGUGCAGCAAUCGCAUGAAAUCGCCGAAUUGUAUACCGGUGUGAAAAUGACUCGCGACGUUUUUGAAAAAACGUUGAAGAAACACGGAAUCGAGAAACUUGACCCAAUGGGCGAAGAAUUCGAUCCAAACAUGCACGAAGCCACUUUCGAGCUUCCAGACCCUAAGAAGGAGCCAGGUACUGUGUUCCAUGUGCAACAAAUCGGAUUUACGUUGAACAACAGAGUAAUCAGGCCUGCAAAAGUUGGGAUUGUCAAGGACCCUGAAAACUAA